AUGGAGUAGUUUUAUCUUAAUCCAGUUAUCAAUUUAAAAUUGGUUUAAUUUUUGUCUAGGGUAGUUAGAUCGUUAGUUUUAGAAAUGUAACAAGAAUAGUAAAUAAAUAAAUAGUUUCAAUGAUUGUGUAUAGUGGCUGAAACAAUUUAACUGAGUAUUUUCAGGCAAACAUCUGUAUAGAUUUUUUAUGUAGUUAUAACCGAGAUAUAAUUGGAAUGUGAUGACUCAACAUUGUGAUAACACUAUGUCUGGAGUAAUACUUUUGACCUUAGUAAUUUUGACCAUAGGCUUUUCAAAAAAUGUUGCUUUUACUCCUAUUUUACUUCAGUUAGAAACAAAUGUAAAUAAUACUUUACAAAUAAACAAUACAAUAGAGUAUAUCUUGCAAUUUAACAUUACCGAUUUUCAAGAACCUCCCAGGAUAUGGAUUCAAAGUGAAGAUGCCAAUAUUACGUCGCCACUUAUGAUAGUGGCGAGGCAGCCAAAAGAAGUACUGUCAUGGCAGUUGCCACUAUUUGUCGAAGGCGACCUAGGAGACGUUAAGUUUAUGACAACUGCUAGAAUUUUAUGUUACGAUAUACUUAAAAACAGAAGACUAUCAGGGAAAACAAAUAUACAGUCUGAACAACUGUUCUUAACUAUAUCCACAGUUUCGAGUGUCAAUGCAAGCUUUACUGUUAAUGUUAAAAAUCAAGAGUUUUUCCAGAUUAAACCAUCAGUAAUGUACAAUUUUAGUAUAUCCCCGAGUGAGCCCAGUUACUUUUUCUAUAACUUUUCAACGAAUUUAACGUUUGCCGCAAAGGAUUCAAAUUACGAAACUGUUAUCUUGGAGGUAGAGUCCAAGGACGAUAUCUGUAUGACUGUCAGCAUUCAGAACGUCAGUUGUCCAGUAUUUGAUACAGACCAAGACGUUACGUUUAGGGGUUUCUAUGAGACUGUUAAUAGAAGAGGCGGAAUUACUAUAUCUAAAAACAACUUUCCCUACGGCUUUUAUGUAGUUUUUGUGGCGAAAUCAGAUGACUACGAUUGUACAAAAGCUAGGGUGCUAACGUCAUCUGAUUCUCCGAGAGUUAAAGAUAUUUCCUUGAUCAUUAAACCGAGUAUAGCGUAUAGAGAUUACGUCAAUGCCGUAAUUUUCACUCUGUGUGCUAUAGGUGCAUUCUACAUAAUAUUUGGGUUUCUCUUCUUCUUUUGUUCCAUAAAAAAAAGUCAGCCUCGACAUAUGGAUUAUAUACAGGAAAAUGAUAUGCAAGCACAUAGUUCAAGGAUUGUCAGAACUUCUGCGACAGAUCAAGGGACAGAAAUGACAAAUAUAGGUACCGAAGCAGCAUUGGAUAGUAUCUCUGUCGACGAAACCGAAUAUGAUAUAGUUGACGAGAUCGAACACGUCAAAGAAAUAAGGCUCUGCCGUGGUUAUCCCUAUUUAACUGACUUGGCCAGGAAGGAUCCGAGAGUGUUGAAACAGAAGUCCUACCUGUAUCUUUAUAACGUACUAACUAUAGCAAUAUUUUAUGGGCUUCCGGUGGUACAGCUAGUGAUUGCCUAUCAGCGGAUUUUAAACGAAACCGGGCAGCAGGAUUUGUGUUAUUACAAUUUCCUGUGCGCUCACCCCCUGGGGCUCCUCAGCGACUUUAACCACAUAUUUUCUAAUAUCGGUUACAUCUUGUUGGGUGUACUGUUUGUUAUCAUAACAUAUAAUAGGGAGCUGACGCAUAGAGACAUUAAUUUUGACAGACAUUACGGUAUACCGCAACAUUACGGAAUGUUUUACGCCAUGGGCGUGGCCCUUAUUAUGGAAGGCGUUUUAAGUGGGAGUUAUCACGUUUGCCCCAGUCAAUCCAAUUUCCAAUUUGAUUCGAGUUUCAUGUACGUAAUGGCAGUAUUAUGUAUGGUAAAAUUAUACCAAAAUAGACAUCCGGAUAUAAACGCCUCGGCGUAUGCUACUUUCGGAGUCCUCGCAAUUGCCAUAUUACUAGGUAUGAUUGGAAUUUUUGAGGGGAAUACGGUGUUUUGGAGUUUCUUUAUUGUUAUUUACAUUUUGACGUGCUUGUAUCUCAGUAUAAAAAUAUACUACAUGGGAUGUUGGAGCAUAAGCAAAUCUUCCGUGAGACACAUAUAUCACAUAAUCAUAAGUGACUUCUGGUCUGGACCUUUAAAUGUGUUAAAACCCUGUUAUCUAGCUCGUUUUGUUCUUCUUUCGCUGGGAAAUGUUUGCAAUUGGGGUCUAGCGUUCUUUGCAAUAUAUAAACACCCAAAAAAUUUCCCCGUCUUCCUCCUAACAAUAUUCAUGGCAAACACGUUGCUGUACUUUUUCUUUUACAUUGUGAUGAAGUAUUUGAAUAAAGAAAGAGUAAGGAUUCUAACUUGGAUCUUCUUAGUAAUGUCUACAUUGUGUGCUAUAGCUGCGCUGUAUUUCUUCACGUUCAAGGUUAUUUCUUGGUCGAAAACACCGGCCGAGUCUCGUCAAUUCAAUAGAGAGUGUUUGUUGCUUCGAUUCUAUGAUUCGCACGACAUAUGGCACUUCCUAAGUGCCACCGGGAUGUUUUUUACGUUUAUGGUGCUACUGACAUUGGACGAUGAUCUGUCUCAUACGCAUCAUUCGAAAAUUCCCGUUUUCUAAGUAUUUUUCUAUGAGUGAUAUUCAACUUUUGCACAGAGUUGGGAGUAUUUUAUUUUGGUACGAGCUUGUACAUUGAAUUAUAUAAGAGUGUUUAUUAAAUUUUGUAUAAAAUUA
This is a messenger RNA of Anoplophora glabripennis (Asian longhorned beetle), 2734 nucleotides long. It is a transcript of the gene Sirc, whose product is annotated as SID1 transmembrane family member 1. The transcript has 18 exons. Gene Ontology annotation, cellular component: membrane. The record is from RefSeq and is a predicted model, not a curated record. Bases 221 to 2620 code for a protein of 799 amino acids. Lineage: Eukaryota; Metazoa; Arthropoda; Insecta; Coleoptera; Cerambycidae.